Messenger RNA from Astyanax mexicanus (Mexican tetra), 1843 nucleotides. Its product is annotated as GTPase IMAP family member 9. Gene Ontology annotation, molecular function: GTP binding. Bases 650 to 1432 code for a protein of 260 amino acids. The transcript is spliced from 2 exons. The record is from RefSeq and is a predicted model, not a curated record. NCBI's taxonomy places the organism in Eukaryota, Metazoa, Chordata, Actinopteri, Characiformes, Acestrorhamphidae.
ACCGUGUCUUUCAAGAGUUCUCUGUUCUGAUUGGUGGGGGAGGGACUUGAGGGAGCAGCGGAGUUAGUGGGCAGGAGGGAGAUGAAAAAGAGCGCGAGAGACGGGAGAGCGGAGAGAGUUAAGGGAGAGGAAACCAGUGGGAAAAGUACGUAAAAGUGAAGUAAAAAAUUGUAUUUUGAGGGUAACAACCCUUUAUUUCAGCAAUAGCAGUAAGACCAAGAUAUAUUGUCUUGGUUAAGCAGGGUUACGUGAGUUAUUACUGUGUUUAUGCACAGUGUUUAUAUACUAAAGCACUGUAGUUAGCUUAGCAAGCUAACUGCAAGCUAACUGGCUAAUUAAGCUAGCUGAGUGUGACGGAGCUAGCUAACGCUCAGGACUGAUUCACUCUGCGUGGUUCUGGCGGGAAGAAGACGCCGUAGCCAAGGUCAGAUAGAUGUGACCAGGUAAGUUAAAGUAGUGUGGGUCCUCUAAUGAAGAUUUCUGCCUGGUUCUCUGGUCCUGUUCUCCUACAGACACUGAACUGUAAGCUGUGUCUGUAAGGUGUGAACGGGGCGUGGAAGUGUUCUAUAAUAAGGGUUGUGGAACAGGUUGACACUUCACUUCACAAAUCAGACUACUUUGCUGUGAACAGCCUUCGCUUGAUGUCAAGAUGUUGAGGGGUCUCUGCUGCAAACGCUUGAAACGAGAACCUGAUAUUCCAGAAGGCCCCUUACUUCGCAUAGUGAUGAUAGGAAAAACUGGAGUUGGGAAAAGUGCUCUUGGGAACACCAUCCUUGGCAGAAAUGCAUUUGAAUCACGUCCCACAGCGAAUUCGGUGACCAGCACUUGCAAAAAGGAAAAAGUCAAUGAUGCAAGGGACAUUUACAUCAUUGACACUCCUGGUAUCUUGGACACCAGCAAAACAACAGAGAGCAUCAAAAAAGAAAUAGUAAAAUGUAUCCAGAUUUCAGCUCCUGGACCGCACGUCUUCUUGCUGGUGCUGCAAAUUGGCCGUUUCACCACUGAAGAGCAAAAUGCUGUGAGGGGCCUGCAGGAGCUCUUUGGAGAUGAAGCUUCUAAGUACAUGAUUGUGGUGUUCACACAUGGGGAUGCAUUGCGAGAUCAAUCAAUAGAAGAUUAUGUGCGCACUGGAUGUUCCAAACUCCAUAAAGUGAUUGAGUCUUGUGGGGGAAGAUACGUCGUCUUCAACAACAACAACUCACAAGACCGAAAGCAAGUCAGGAAUCUUUUUGUUAAGAUUGAUGCAAUGGUUUCAGUCAAUGGAGGAAGUUACUUCACCCAAGAAAUGUAUAAAGAAGCUGAACAAAAAAUCCAGGAGCGGAAGAUGGCAAGGGAGCUGGCCGAGUAUGAAGCAUAUGAGUUCAGCUUCCUCCCUGCUCUCCAUCAGAGAAUUGUUAUCUUUCAACAACUUCUUUUGAAGGAGUUUGUUUAAAAGAAGGAAAACAGCAGCACAUGCAUUACUUUACAGCCUAUUUGCACAGAAGCUAAAACUAUUUUUUGUCUGUAAAAAUGUAAUCACUCUCUUUUUCAGAAAGUUUUAGGAAAUCAGUGUAUAAUUGUGUGUAUAAUUCUCAUUCUCCACACUAUUUGAAUACAUAUAUCUUUACAAAAGUAUUACCCAUGCAUUUGUCAACAUGGAACCCUUCCAAAUCUAUCUGUCUAUGUAUAUAUUUUUAUCGUUCGGUCUAUCGGUCUAUCGUCUAUAUUUUGGUUACGAAUCCACUAUGUAUGUCCUUGUGUAAAGCCAAUUCUAUGCUAUAAUGUGAAGAUGUUCAUAUGUAAAUGCAAAUUACUGUAAAUAAUGAAGUACUGUAAAUUAAAAUAAAAUUACAGUUCAAUUGUA